Myzus persicae (green peach aphid) is the source of this 963-nucleotide messenger RNA. RefSeq names its product DAN domain family member 5-like. Gene Ontology annotation, biological process: animal organ morphogenesis. The coding region runs from base 88 to 867 and encodes 259 amino acids. The record is from RefSeq and is a predicted model, not a curated record. Gene Ontology annotation, molecular function: BMP binding; receptor ligand activity. Lineage: Eukaryota; Metazoa; Arthropoda; Insecta; Hemiptera; Aphididae. The transcript has 7 exons.
GCCAGUUUGUGAACUCAAUUGAGCUGGUGUAUAUAGUUCUCGGAAAAUUUGUGCUUCCCGUACAUUUAAGGAUAAAUAGGUUUUCAAAUGGUCCCGAACUCUUUAAAUGUCGAAAAGACCGUCAUGAAUUAUUUGCUAUACACAUCUGUGCUGGUGUUCGGCGUACGAGCGUCUGAAGUCGGGUCGAACAGUUAUAAUAAUUAUACUCUCAGACGACACAAGGUCCACAAUAUAGUUUUGUACCCGGACAAGCAUUCGUGGUGCACGAGCACGCCCAUUAAACAAGUCAUAUCCGACGUCGAUUGCGAUCCCGUGGAGAUUGACAACCUCGUUUGCCUGGGUGCAUGUUUCAGUUAUUCCAUACCGAGGACGGUUCCUACCAACAACGGCGAUGAAGUCAACUCGUACUGCGACUCGUGCCAACCCGUAAACACGCUAUGGAUUCCUGUACAACUGAAGUGCAGCGAUGGGUCGAAUCACACGAAACGUGUACAGCUGAUCAAAGAAUGCCGGUGCUCGUCCUGUAGCCGACACUGGGAACUGGAAAAUCCUCCGACGGACUUCGCAGACGAGAGAGCCUCCAUACAGACAUCGAGAUAUAUGCAACUGAUGAAACUUGAACAAAACGAAAACGCUGAAAACGAAGAGACUUCUACGGACGCGGUGUCGAGGUCUGCGGACGACAUUUUGGACGCAGUCAACUUGACUAGGCUGGCUUACGAGAAAAACAUUUGGAUCCGAGGUCCUCAUCAUUCGAAGGUGCUAUUAAGAAAAGAAAAUAUGGUAAGCGCGCCGAACGUCGCAGCCAACGACGAUAUCGCUCAACAAUAUUUGGGAGAAGGCGAUGACAAUAAGAAUAAACUUUGACACGGAUUUUUAACUAUUUUAUAUAUAUAUUAUAAUUUUAUAGUUUUUUUAAUUAUUUGCAUCAGUUACAAAAUAUAUUAUAAUAUAAAAUAUAUA